CGGUGAGAAUUACUUUCUUGUUCGGCAACAGCUAGUCUCCUCGACUGCACCGCAACCCAGAUGGGGGCGCCGCAUUCGGCCUGUCAAGCGAUGGUUGCCAGGCCUCACACUGGCAGCCUACUAAAGUCCCCAGACGUCACACGUGCGCCCCAGCUAUCGCCUGAACGCCAGCCAAGCCCUACCUCACAGGACCGGCAUCGCUACCCUCUGUUCUGGCAUGCCGGAUCAGGCCUUUGCCUUUGCCUCUGCCUUGCGCUGGCCUUGCGCUCCCCUUUUUCUUCUCCACGUUUUCCGCCAAAAAUACCCUCCUGCCUCAACUGGGCCCGGCUAUGAUGCGCACACCCGUUGCCCGUCCUUGUCGUCUUCCUCCACCCUAGCAUCCCGCUACCCGCUACCCGCUCCAUCUCAGACAUGAUCACAUCCUCGCCCACCAUCUCGCAACCUCCCUCGCCCAACACCACCUUUCACACUCCCGCCCACCGCCCCUACCAGCAUGCCUCGCGACGUACCUCCAUCUCUUCGACCACACACUCCCCCCGCUUUGCCGUGACCAAUCCAGCACAGCGGCGAUUCGACGCGCCGCAAACGCCAAAGCCAACCGCCUGCCAACCCUCGCCCGUACCAGCCUUUGCGCCCUCACCCCAGAGCCGCAAGAGAAGCUACGCAGACCACGGCACCCAGUACACCCCGCCAGGAUUUCCCCCCACCUACCGCCCUCCGCCCACCAUUGACAUCCACGCCCAAACUCUCACCGAGCCGGCCACCAGUACCACCACCACCACUAUCGCCUCCACCAUCGCCUCCACUGAGGACCACCCCACCAUAAGCAACGCCAUUGCUCCUGCUAUAGACUCACAGAGUGUACCUGCAAUCCCGCCCAUACAGCGGGGCACCGCCCCCGCCGCGCCUGCAGUCACGGAGCCUCCAGAGCCUCAGCUGCGGGAACCUCCGCAGUCUGCUGCGCCCGCACGCAAUGCCUUGGCCUCUGCUCGCCCCACGUCGCGCGAUGGUGUGCCCCCUGUGGUAGAGCCUGGGUCCAUUGCACCCGAUGCAAGCACCGUCUUGCGCGUGCCUACUUCGCCAGCCAAAAGAGCCCGUCCUGAGGAACCCAAUCUCAAAGUAAUGCCCCUUCAGUAUGAGACUUGCGAUGUCAAGGACCUUGGUGUGCUUAUUUCCGACAUGCUCAUGGAGUUGGUGCGCCUGAACGACGGCUAUCCGUUGCGGGACGGUACUUUGACAAGGUUCCAUUCAAGAGCACCCCCUGGCAUAUCCGUCCGCGACUAUCUCUCCCGUCUUAUCGUGCACGCGACCCUAUCUCCGCCGAUCCUCCUCUCCAUGGUCUUCUACGUCGACAAGCUAUGCGCCAUGUACCCCGCCUUUACAAUCAGCAGUCUGACUGUACAUCGGUUUCUUAUAACAGCUGCGACGGUUGCAGCCAAGGGCCUCAGUGAUAGCUUUUGGACAAAUAGCCUGUAUGCAAGAGUCGGUGGAGUCAGCGUUCGUGAAUUGGCGCUGCUGGAGCUCGAGUUUCUGAGGAAGCUGGACUGGCGGAUAGUUCCCAAGCCGGAAGUUCUUGUAGACUACUACAAAGGCCUGGUCGACCGUGGGACUGGAUACAUCAUGGAGAAGCAGCCAGAGUCGGCGUCUACCGCCAACUCCACCCAAGUCCCUCCUCCUAACGGAUCGUCAGCCACGGGUAUUCACACCAACGAAUCAGGUGUAUAAUGAUUGUGCGUAUAACUGCCGCGCAACACUCUUGACACUGUGUGGUCCUAUAGCGCUACUAUGUGUGUGCUGUUCGGACUCCCGUCUGUCCCGCGAGUUGGCGUUCCUCACAUUCGUGGGCUAUCUUGUCCUUUUGGACUUGGAAAUGCCUCGUGGUCACGUCUGUAUGGGAGUCUCAAAGAUAGACGGGUCGAACGAUGAGCUGGCGACAUGACUCGACAGCAGGGCAUCUGACAGUGUAUGUCCGCCCACGUGGAGCCCUAUGAGACUCUGGAGGGCGCAUUGCCGCAUCGGUCGCAGGCUCAUGCUUCCGAGGCAGACAAUGGGCAGGCCAUGUUUGGCCCCAUGGCUUCCAUUUCCCGCCCGUUCGUCACAGCAUACAUAGCUGCGGACGCCGGUAGCAGUCUCCGAAGCUGCACGGAACGAGUUUGGGAGUC
Messenger RNA from Bipolaris sorokiniana ND90Pr, 2162 nucleotides. RefSeq lists its product as uncharacterized. The coding region runs from base 412 to 1725 and encodes 437 amino acids. Gene Ontology annotation, cellular component: nucleus; cyclin-dependent protein kinase holoenzyme complex. Gene Ontology annotation, biological process: regulation of cyclin-dependent protein serine/threonine kinase activity. The record is from RefSeq and is a predicted model, not a curated record. The transcript has 2 exons. NCBI's taxonomy places the organism in Eukaryota, Fungi, Ascomycota, Dothideomycetes, Pleosporales, Pleosporaceae. Gene Ontology annotation, molecular function: cyclin-dependent protein serine/threonine kinase regulator activity; protein kinase binding.